Molecule: messenger RNA, 646 nt
Organism: Eurytemora carolleeae
Lineage: Eukaryota; Metazoa; Arthropoda; Copepoda; Calanoida; Temoridae
Exons: 6
Coding region: 27-587 (186 amino acids)
Source: RefSeq, a predicted model, not a curated record
CUUUUUUAGAAUAAUGAUACCGUUCUAUGAAUAUCUUUUUUAGAAUAAUGAUACCGUUCUAUGAAUAUCUAUUUAUCCUUCUUUUUAGUAGUUUUUUCUCCUCACCAGGUCACACUAAAACGUAUUUGAUUACAACUGUGGACAAAAAGACAGGCAUAGGAUACAAACCUGCCCCCAAAUCUAAAAAUGGUAUCCAGACCCAGACUGGAUACGAUUAUUCAAAUACUGAAAUUAUUGAACCAUUGAUAGAACUUGUUACAGAAGGAAAAAUUGAUGUGACAGAGGAAUGUGAUAAAUGGCCGUUUAAAAAAGUUUGUCAACGUGUUAUAAUACAUCCUGAACAACUUGGUAAAGGAUCUGUUCUACUCCCAGGAAAUAUUGUGAUGGACUAUGUCGGUAAGGAACCUGGACAUGAUGAUCAAUUUAUCUACAGUGGACUGAAUGCUAAGAUGAAUAUCCUAUAUGAACCAGGAGCAGGGAUGAGUGGGAUUCUAAAACACGGCAAACAAACCUUUCUAUUGGAAAACUGCCAGGAGAAAGGGUAUCUUUGGAUUGAAAUAGAUUCAGAGAAGGCAAAACAAGAUUGAUCAUUGAUCAACAAUAUGUUAGUUCUUACAUGAAUAAAUAAAUAUUAUUGAAAUCUUUU